AUGUCGAAAACGUUGGUGAGGCUCAAUCCUGUGUCGAGGUGGACUGUAUUUCAGUUAUCUAGCGGGCUGUCACGUGCAGGUUCGGUCCAUGUUGUGGUAGCCAUACAGGGGUGGUUGGGGCCUGAGGCACGGCGAAAAUCGCUCGUCGUGAUUCCGGGGUGGUGGAGGGUGUCGUCGUCGUUCCCCACAGAACAAAGAGUGGGCUCCUGCACGAAAUUAUCGUUUCUCAAGAAAUGGCCCGCAAGCAUGACGGAACAGGAAACGACCGAAACGCAACACACCCCACCUGUUGUUGAUGGUGAGGUGAAUCAUUUGGCUACCGUGCAAGAAGGCACCGCACAACUUCCAGAGCCUAAUCCUACAGCCCUGUUGCAGGUUGAUCCGAAUGACGACGCAUUAGACCUCUGUGACACAGACUCCGCAUUGGGAGCCAAUGCUUCAACCACCAGUACAUCCAUCACAUCGUCAAUUCGAAACUACCAAUACGAAAAUGGCCGACGCUACCAUGCUCUUCGCGAAGGCGAGUACCUUCUUCCUAAUGAUGAACGAGAGCAGGAACGCCUGGAUCUGCACCACCAUAUAUUCCGACUCAUAAUCGGUGGUCCACUUAUCCGUGCGUCUAUCCCACCAAAUCCGCAGCGUGUCCUCGACCUAGGUACAGGAACUGGUAUAUGGGCCAUCGACUUCGCCGACGAAUAUCCCAGCGCAUUCGUGACUGGGAAUGAUCUCAGCCCCAUCCAGCCCACGUGGGUGCCGGCAAACUGCAAAUUUGUCGUCGACGACAUCGAGAACGAGUGGAUAUAUCAACCGGGGCAAGAGUUUGACUUUAUUCAUGGCAGGGGCCUCUGCGGAUCGAUCAGAGAUUGGGACCGUCUAUAUCGCCAGAUUUAUCAGCAUUUGAAACCUGGGGGGUGGCUGGAAAUGCAGGAGUAUGAGGCGUGGGUUAAGUCGGACGAUGAUCCGGAGUUGCUGAAUGCACCUGCUGUACUUCAGUGGCAGCAGCUUGUGGACGAGGCCACCGUUAAAUUCGGCAAGAAACUUAACAUGGCUGACACUAUCAAGCAACGCUUCAUCAAUGCUGGGUUUGAGGACGUGCGUGAGGAUGUGUACCAGGUUUGUCUUUCUCUAGUCACCAAUCUAUGUCCUCUGGAUACAAGUGCUGAUGCGGAGCAGGUUCCAAUUGGGCCCUGGCCGCUGGAUCGAAGGCUCAAGAUAUUGGGGCUGUACCAACUCGAGCAGAUGUGUGAUAGUGUUGAGGCUUUCACGCUAGCUCCCCUGACCCGCAUCUUGAAAUGGAGCCACGAAGAAACCCAAGUCCUAAUGGCAAAGAUUAGGAGUGAUUUGCGCAACAAAAAGAACCAUUUGUAUAUUGCUUUUCACUUUGUAUAUGGGCGGAAACCUGUUAGCACAUCCUUCAAGUCUUGA
This is a messenger RNA of Pseudogymnoascus destructans, 1425 nucleotides long. RefSeq lists its product as uncharacterized. The transcript is spliced from 2 exons. Gene Ontology annotation, molecular function: methyltransferase activity. Bases 1 to 1425 code for a protein of 474 amino acids. NCBI's taxonomy places the organism in Eukaryota, Fungi, Ascomycota, Leotiomycetes, Thelebolales, Thelebolaceae. The record is from RefSeq and is a predicted model, not a curated record.